CGAAAUCGUCGGUCGCAUGAAAAAUGGAAGUGUUUGAAAAGAAAAUCAACGAAGUAAUUGGGUGUAUAGAAAAAAAUGUAAACUGUUUGGAUAAUUUUUUGAGUGUUCGCAGAGAUUUAUCAAACGACCAGCUUACUUGUUGCAAAUCUUUGUAUGAUGUAUGUCGAGCGCUGGACGGUGAUGACAACAGACACGAAGAUUACUUGCCGACCCUGUUCCUCGAUGACUUUAAUGCCGAACAAGUUUGGCAGCAAAUCGAAUUAGUCAACAAAACCUGGCCUUCUCGGUUGAAGCAUUUUGUUAAAAAUUUUAAAAAGUCGGUGAAGUUUCAAAGUGAUGAAAAGGAUGCGAAAGUUUUUAAAGAAGAUGAUGAAACUGUUGAAAAUAACAGUGAUGAUAAGGAUGAUGAUGAAGAAAAAGAAGAAGAUGAGGAUGAUGAUGAAAGGGAUGGUGAUGAUAACUCUGUUUUGGGAGAAAAUGAUGAUGACGGUGGGGCUGUCAAAGAAGAAGAGGAAGAGGAUGAAGAAGAUGACGACGACGAUGAUGAGGGAUGCGCCAUAAAGUACGAUGACUUCUACGAUGCCCCGCCCAAGCCCAGUGCAAUUGACGAUUUCGCCAACAUGGAUGAUGAUGGUGAUGAUCUGGAUAAGGCUUCUGAUGAUUUUGGUGAAAGAGGAGAUGAUGAAGAAGAUGUUGAUAUGGAGGAAGAUGAUGAUGAUGAUGAUGAGGAGGAGGAGGAGGAUAGGCUGGCUAAUGAUGUCAACAGAGAGUUGAUUCGUGAUGAAAGUGAUAACAAGCAGAUGGUGAAGUCAUCAUUUGAAAGAAGGCAGGAAAUGUUGUCAAAAAAGAUAAAUGAACUAGAGGAGAAGACAACUUUGGAGAAGGACUGGCAGUUGAAGGGUGAGAUUGGGGCCUCCAAACGCCCUCUCAACAGUCUCUUGCAGGAGGUACUUGACUUUGAUACUGCUACCAAGCCAGCAAUGGUGAUAACAGAGGAGGUGAACAAAACAAUCGAGGAGAAGAUACUGCAGAGGCUGAAGGAUAACAUCUGGGAUGGACCGAAGAGGAAAAUUAAAACGAAGGAACGAACGUUCGAGCUGAAGAAAGCCGUAGCUGUGCUCAGUGAUGAAAAGAGUGAGAUGUCAUUGGAAAAAAUAUACGAACAGGAAUAUUUAGACACCAUCCAGAAAAAAGAGGAAAAAGUGCCACUGGAGAUAGAGGAGAUCAAGCAGUCCAUGGCUGCCCUCUUCAGAAAACUGGAUGCCCUCUGCAAUUUCCAUUUCACUCCGAAACCAUCAAUGCCGGAAGUGGAGAUAGUGGCGAACAACGCGGCGAUCACGAUGGAGGAGGUAGCCCCGACGGCUGUCAGCGAGGCCAUGUUGCUCGCCCCCGAAGAAAUCGCAGAUAAGUCAAAGAAGUUGAUUGGCUCCACUGAAAGAACGAAAACGAACAAAAAGAGUGACCUACGAGCCAGAAAGAAGAGGCAGCACCACAUCCGACUCGAGAAGGAAGAGAAGCAGAGGAUCAAAAAAAUAAAACUUGAAAAGAAGGAAUCACUCCACAAGUCACUAACAGACGUGCACCUGAAAGAAAAGGAAAAAACAAAGAAAGGAAAAAAUAAAAAAUCUUCCAAGUCAAAACUGAAGCUUCAGAAAUCAUGAAUUUCAAUAACUUAACUCUGUCGUUGUAUAUAUUUGUACAGUCUUAUUUUUGUUGUAAUUUUUGAUUUACGUCAGUAUGAUAAAAAUAUAAUUAACAUUGAAAA
Molecule: messenger RNA, 1765 nt
Organism: Helobdella robusta
Lineage: Eukaryota; Metazoa; Annelida; Clitellata; Rhynchobdellida; Glossiphoniidae
Exons: 10
Coding region: 24-1661 (545 amino acids)
Biological process (GO): rRNA processing
Cellular component (GO): nucleus; sno(s)RNA-containing ribonucleoprotein complex; small-subunit processome
Source: RefSeq, a predicted model, not a curated record